AUGAUAGGGCAGUCUGUACAAGGUAUCUAUGAUUCAGUUAAUUCUUCCAUAUCCGAAAACCGUUCCCAGUACUUUGCUGUCGUGGCUAUUGCAGGGAAACAGUUCAAAGUAACUAAUAACGAUUUAAUUAUGAUCAAAACACCGUUCUAUGGAACUGACGUUGGUGAUCGUGUUCAAUUACAGAAGGUCCUACUUUUAGGAUCAUCAGACUUUACUAUUAUCGGUCGACCAAUUUUACCAGUGCAUCAGGUGUAUAUUGAGGCUGUAGUGGUUGAAAAAACUCUUGAACACCCUAAAGUUUGGUACCAGUUCCAUCGUCGUCGUAGACACCACAAACUGCGAGUAUUCCAGGGGAAUGUUACUGUCCUUCAGGUUAUUGAUGUUCGUCCCAAUACAUUAGCAACUUAUUAA
Molecule: messenger RNA, 411 nt
Organism: Schistosoma intercalatum
Lineage: Eukaryota; Metazoa; Platyhelminthes; Trematoda; Strigeidida; Schistosomatidae
Source: the annotation of a GenBank genome assembly